AGAGAAAUCAUCACCCUCCAAGCAGGCCAAUGCGGCAAUAGCGUGGGCUCGCAAUUCUGGCAACAACUCUGCCAGGAACACGGCAUCAAUCGCGACGGCAACCUCGAAGACUUUGCUACCGAGGGCGGCGACCGCAAAGAUGUCUUCUUCUACCAGUCCGACGAUACGCGCUACAUCCCACGCGCCAUCUUGAUGGACCUCGAACCCAGAGUCAUCAAUGGAAUCCAAACCGGCCCCUACAAGAACAUCUACAACCCCGAGAACUUCUACAUCCACAGCGGCGGCACCGGAGCUGGAAACAACUGGGCUGCCGGCUACUCGAUGGGCGAGACGGUUCAAGAGGAGGUUCUGGACAUGAUCGACCGCGAAGCAGACGGCUCCGACAGUCUCGAGGGCUUCAUGCUGCUGCACUCGAUCGCUGGUGGCACAGGCUCCGGUCUGGGUUCAUAUCUGCUCGAACGACUCAACGACCGCUUCCCCAAGAAGCUGAUCCAAACAUACUCGGUCUUCCCGGACACGGUGCAGUCCGGCGAUGUCGUUGUCCAGCCGUACAACUCGCUGCUGUCCAUGAAGAGACUCACUCAACAAGCCGACAGUGUCAUCGUUCUGGACAACGGCGCCCUGUCACGCAUUGCAGCAGACACUCUGCACGUCCAAGAGCCCUCGUUCCAACAAACAAAUCAACUCGUCAGCACCGUCAUGAGUGCCUCGACCACCACUCUGCGCUAUCCCGGCUACAUGCACAACGAUCUUGUCGGCAUCGUCGCAUCACUAAUCCCCACCCCUCGCUGCCAUUUCCUGCAGACCAGCUACACGCCCUUCACCGGCGAGAACGUCGAAGCCGCAAAGACGGUCCGCAGAACCACUGUUCUCGAAGUCAUGCGCAGACUACUGCAGCCAAAGAACAGGAUGGUCAGCUCAAAUCCCUCAAAGAACAGCUGCUACAUUUCCAUCCUCAACAUCAUCAUGGGCGAAGCUGAUCCCACCGAUGUCCACAAAUCGCUUCUCCGCAUCCGUGAACGCCGCCUCGCCACCUUCAUCCCCUGGGGCCCUGCCUCCAUCCAAGUCGCCCUGACCCGCACAUCCCCAUACACCACCGGCCCUCAUACUCCUCGCGUCUCUGGUCUGAUGUUGGCAAACCACACUGGUAUCGCUACUCUGUUCAAACGUAUCGUCUUCCAAUACGACCGUCUGCGCAAGCGCAACGCCUUCUUGGAACAGUAUAAACGUGAAGAUGCCUUCAGAGAUGGCCUUGGAGAAUUUGAUGAUGCGAGGGAAGUGGUCAUGGAUUUGGUGAGAGAAUACGAGGAUGCCGAGAAGGAAACGUAUCUUUCCGGUCCCACUGCUGCGCCUGAGAGUGAGGAGAAGGACGGUAGGACUGAUGGCAUCAGGUGA
Molecule: messenger RNA, 1395 nt
Organism: Aureobasidium namibiae CBS 147.97
Lineage: Eukaryota; Fungi; Ascomycota; Dothideomycetes; Dothideales; Saccotheciaceae
Product: gamma tubulin
Exons: 4
Biological process (GO): microtubule nucleation; mitotic sister chromatid segregation; cytoplasmic microtubule organization
Cellular component (GO): cytoplasm; nucleus; centrosome
Molecular function (GO): GTP binding; structural constituent of cytoskeleton
Source: RefSeq, a predicted model, not a curated record